This is a messenger RNA of Lutra lutra (Eurasian river otter), 1127 nucleotides long. It is a transcript of the gene MXD3, whose product is annotated as MAX dimerization protein 3. The record is from RefSeq and is a predicted model, not a curated record. The coding region runs from base 124 to 744 and encodes 206 amino acids. The transcript is spliced from 6 exons. NCBI's taxonomy places the organism in Eukaryota, Metazoa, Chordata, Mammalia, Carnivora, Mustelidae. Gene Ontology annotation, biological process: regulation of transcription by RNA polymerase II. Gene Ontology annotation, molecular function: protein dimerization activity; DNA-binding transcription factor activity, RNA polymerase II-specific; RNA polymerase II cis-regulatory region sequence-specific DNA binding.
CCAGGGGCGGGGCCGGGCCCCUGUGUUUGUUGCACCCGUGUCAGUUACAUUGUAACAAAAGUGGUGGUGCAGCCGCUCUUAGGGCCAGCACUCUAGGCCCGCCCGCCGCCAGCUGUCGCCGACAUGGAAUCCGUGGCCAGCAAUAUCCAGGUCCUGCUGCAGGCGGCGGAGUUCCUAGAGCGCCGUGAGAGAGAAUCCGAGCAUGGCUAUGCGUCCCUGUGCCCGCACCGCAGUCCAGGCCCGGUCUACAGGAGGAGGAAGCGAUCCCCCCAAGCUUCUGGCGCGCUGGACAGUGGGCGGUCUGUGCACAACGAGCUGGAGAAACGCAGGAGGGCCCAGCUGAAGCGGUGCCUGGAGCAGCUAAAACAGCAGAUGCCCCUGGGGGCUGACUGUGCCCGCUACACCACCCUGAGCCUUCUGCGCUGGGCCAGGACGCACAUCCAGAAGCUGGAGGAGCAAGAGCAGCAGGCGAGGCAGCUCAAGGAAAAGCUGCGCAAUGAGCAGCAGAGCCUGCGGCAGCAGCUGGAGCAGCUCCGGGCACCAGCAGGGCUGGGAGAGAGGGAGCGGCCGCGGGCAGACAGCCUGGACUCCUCGGGCCUCUCCUCUGAACGCUCAGACUCAGACCAAGAGGAGGUGGAGGUGGACGUGGAGAGCCUGGUGUUCGGGGGCGAGGCUGAGCUGCUACGGAGCUUCAGCGCGGGCCAGGAGCACAGCUACUCACAUGGCAGUGGCACCUGGCUAUGACCUUCACCACCCCGGAGCAGGCCUCCACCCACAGACUGCCCUUGGCUCUGAGGGGAGAGCCCACCCACCCCCCCCAAGCCUCAAGGGCUGCUUGGAAUGGACUAAAAGGACCCUUAAGUGGGAACAGGUGCCUGCACCCCACCUUGCCGCUGGCUGCUGGCAGUCUCUCCUUGGGGAGGGGUGCCUGGGUUUCCCCUGAGCCCUGCAGGGGAGGCAGCUUGGGCCUGGGCCAUCCUUCCAGGCCUUUUUUGUAGCACUUGGCUCUGUUGUCCCCACGGGGGGGCGCAGGAAGCUUCUCGGGCCCUCACAUUCCUUCCUAGAGAAGGCGCCCUGACUUUGUCCCAGAUACUGUACAGUAUUUUCAUUAAAAACCUCUUUACUAA